AAAAGGAAUAGUAUUCGACGAAUCCCCAGCGACAUGAGCAACCAUUGCGUCGGCGGCGGCGCCGCCGGAGUCGAUGACUUGACGGACGACCUCAUCGCCGAGAUCCUCCUCCGCCUCCGGCCGUCCGAGCCGGCGUGCCUCGUCCGCGCCUCGGCCGUCUGCAAGCCCUGGCGCCGUCUCCUCACCGACCAGGCCUUCCUCCGCCGCUACCGCGAUUUCCACGGCGCGCCUCCCCUGCUGGGGUUCCUCCACAACGUCGCCGGCGGCGGCGAAGACCGGUACGUCCCCUUCACCGCCUCCCCGGUCUCCCCGCCGGACAUCGCGUGCCCUUGCUGGGUCGCCCUCGACUGCCGCCACGGCCGCGCCCUCCUCGACGAGUUCCCCUUCAGCGCCGACUUCACCGUGUGGCACCCCAUGGCGGGACGACGGCGCCGGCUCCCCCGGCCGGACCUCCCCUACUUCAUGUCCUACGCCGCCGCGGUGCUCUGCUCCGCCGUCGGAUGUAACCACCUCGACUGCCGCGGCGGCGGCCCCUUCCUCGUCGUCGUCGUGGGCAUCGACGAGCCGGAGCAGCAGAACUCGCGGCCGUGGGCGACCGUCUACUCGUCGGAUUCCGAUUCGUGGAGCCCAACGACCUCCGAUUACCUCAACCUAACCCUAACCCCCAAUUGCGACGUCGACAGGAAGCCCGCCGCCCUCGUCGGAGAUGCGCUCCACUUCGCCCUUGCGGAAGGUUCUGGAAUCAUCAAGUACAACAUGGGAGAGUGCUCGCUUUCUCGGAUCCAUCCACCUGUUGUGUACAAGGGAGGCAUUGUGGUGAUGGCAAUGGGGGGCAAUCUGCUCGGGCUCGGCGGCAUCGAGGGUUCCAUCCUCUCAAUGUGGUCUAGUGAUGUGAGCCUGGAUGGUGGUGUCAGAUGGGAGAAGAACAGGGUUAUCAAGUUAGAGAGCUUGCUACCAAGUAUCGAUUGCGUAGAGGCAGUAGCAUGUGAGCUUGCACAACCAGCACCGAUUGGCUUUGUGGAUGGUGCUGAUAUCGUUUUCGUUAGAACAGAUGCUGGCAUCUUCAUGAUUGAGCUCAAAUCAAUGUGUGUUAGGAAGGUUUGCGAGAGAGGAUACUUCAAAGCCGUCUUCCCCUAUACGAGCUUCUGCACUCCAGGCGUCCAUCUCCAGCAAAACAGAGUUCAGUUCAGUAGGAAGCGGUUGCUGGAACUAAGAGAAGGCGAUGUGGCAACAGGUAUGCAAUCCAACGGCAAGAGCCACAAGGGGCGACAGCCGUGACGGCCAAAGACCACCUACAAGGAUGGUGCUGGCAAUGGGCAGCGAGCUCUGCAGCAUUUUGUUGUCUGCGUCAGAGUAAAAAUGGCAGGGAAAUGUUUGGACAUGGGAGAGAGCCGAUUGCUUCUUCCCAUGUGAGUGAAAAAUUUCAUUUCAAAUAUGCACGGUUUGCUUGCAUUUCAACUAAAAUGUGAGGUACUUCCUCCGUUUCACAAUGUAAGACUUUCUAGCAUUACUCACAUUCAUUUAGAUGUUAAUGAAUUUAGAUGUUAACAAUUAGCCCAAAAGCCUGGUACAAGGAUUGAAAGCUGAAACUGAAAGGUGUGUAACUGUGUAACGAUAAGCCUAGAAGUAAACAUGAACCAUAGCUCUGAAAGUCAUGGCUUGGCACAAAUGGAUGGAGGGAAGAAACACGGUUGGUAAGGCUAAAUAACUGCUUCCUUAGAAUAACUGUUGGUAAGGCCAACCGUAAACAAAAUACUAUUGUUUUUUUUCCUCUCUGUAUCUGAGAGAACUUAGAAUUCUACAUUUGUAGUAUCAUAAACCAUCUUUUCAAUUUUUAUUCGAAAUUGUCCCUUCUUUA
Messenger RNA from Oryza sativa Japonica Group (Japanese rice), 1858 nucleotides. RefSeq lists its product as uncharacterized. NCBI's taxonomy places the organism in Eukaryota, Viridiplantae, Streptophyta, Magnoliopsida, Poales, Poaceae. The record is from RefSeq and is a predicted model, not a curated record. Gene Ontology annotation, molecular function: protein binding.